UGCCACAGUUGUGAAUUGUCAAUUGUGAUAAAAAUAAAAUAAAAAUGCCAGCUGCAUUUGCGGAGAUAAUUGAUGAUAUUGAAGAUUUAAUAUCUUCACAGGAUAUCACUCCUAAAGAAAGAUAUGCGAGUAGAAAAAAUGUGAGCAUACGUUCUAAACGGCGUGAAACCAAAGAAUCUGUUGAAAAAGUUGUCUUGGAAAGUGUUGUCCCAGGCACUCAAACUAUCUAUGUGAAAACAUGGGGGUGUGCUCACAACAGUUCAGACUCAGAGUACAUGGCAGGGCUGCUCGCCGCUCACGGUUACCAGCUCACAGAGGACAAGUGGCAAGCACAAUUGUGGCUACUUAACUCAUGCACUGUUAAGAAUCCCGCUGAAGAUCAUUUCAAGAAUGAAAUCGAACUAGGCGAGAGCCGGGGUAUCCACGUAGUCGUAGCGGGCUGUGUGCCGCAAGGUGCGCCGAGGGCGGAGUACUUGCGGGGACACAGCGUUGUGGGGGUGCAGCAAAUUGAUCGAAUUGUUGAAGUCGUUGAAGAGACAUUGAAAGGUCACACCGUCCGACUGUUUGGUGCAAAGAAGACCAUAGAGGGCCGGAAAGCGGGAGGGGCGUCCCUCCUCUUGCCAAAAGUGCGGAAGAAUCCUCUCAUAGAAAUCAUACCCAUCAACACGGGAUGUCUCAACCAGUGCACAUAUUGUAAGACGAAACACGCCCGAGGGGAGUUGGGGAGUUACCCUCCGGAGGAGAUAGUGGAGCGAGCGAUACAGUCGUUUAAAGAGGGAGUCGUGGAAAUAUGGUUGACUAGCGAAGAUACAGGCACGUACGGGAGAGACAUAGGCACAUCCCUACCCGAGCUACUCUGGAAGCUGGUGGACGUGAUCCCAGCAGGGUGUCGGCUGCGGCUCGGAAUGACCAACCCGCCUUAUAUCUUGGAGCACCUGCAGCAGGUGGCCAGCAUCAUGCACCAUCCGAGGGUUUACAAAUUCCUGCACGUGCCUGUACAGUCAGGUAGCGAUCAAGUGCUGGCGGAUAUGAAGAGGGAAUACACAAGAGCGGACUUUGAAAAAGUUGUGGAUUUCUUGAGAGAGAAAGUGCCCGGCAUGACAAUAGCGACGGACAUCAUAUGCGGCUUUCCGACAGAGACCGAGAAGGACUUCGAGGACACUAUGGCGCUCUGCAAGAAGUACCGGUUUCCAUCUUUGUUUAUAAACCAGUUCUUCCCGAGACCUGGGACUCCAGCGGCUAACAUGCAGCGGGUACCCGCGCAAGAAGUGAAAAAGCGUACGAAAGCGCUCUCUGAAUUCUUCCGUUCCUACCACCCGUACUGCAGCCGGCUCGGGGAAACAUACGAAGUGCUAGUGACGGAUGUAUCUCACGACACUAAGUACUUUGUGGCACACAAUGAGUUCUACGAACAAAUUCUGGUGCCAAAGAACAAAGUGCUAAUGGGCAAAAUGGUGACGGUGAAAAUAAUUGAAACGUCGAAAUUUUCCAUGAUCGGAGAGCCUGUGGACAAACCUAAAAUGGCCGGUUUGGUGGAACCGCUGAGGAGGGGGGAGGUGUCGGGGCUGAAGGUGGAGGGGACGAAGAUACCGGUACCGAUUUUUGUGUUGUGCGUUGCGGUUCUGCUGAGGGUGUUGUGGAUUUUUUUGUAGUUAAUAAAGAUUUUUAUUGUGUU
Zerene cesonia (dogface butterfly) is the source of this 1675-nucleotide messenger RNA. Its product is annotated as threonylcarbamoyladenosine tRNA methylthiotransferase. The record is from RefSeq and is a predicted model, not a curated record. Gene Ontology annotation, cellular component: endoplasmic reticulum. The coding region runs from base 45 to 1652 and encodes 535 amino acids. Lineage: Eukaryota; Metazoa; Arthropoda; Insecta; Lepidoptera; Pieridae. Gene Ontology annotation, biological process: tRNA methylthiolation. The transcript has 8 exons. Gene Ontology annotation, molecular function: 4 iron, 4 sulfur cluster binding; tRNA (N(6)-L-threonylcarbamoyladenosine(37)-C(2))-methylthiotransferase activity.